Molecule: messenger RNA, 1665 nt
Organism: Effrenium voratum
Lineage: Eukaryota; Dinophyceae; Suessiales; Symbiodiniaceae
Source: the annotation of a GenBank genome assembly
AGCCUUGGCUCAAGCUCCAAUGCACUGCGUAAGCGCCAAGGUGCAUGCCUCACGCAUGGGGCAGGUGACCAGCCGCUGCAUGGAUAGGCUGGAUACAUGCAGCAAAGAGGCAGAGACCAGCUCCGUGUGGAGGGCCGCAAGCCCAACAGGAGAGAUCACCGUGGAGAGGUCCAAGAGCAGCGGUGUGAUGCCAGGAAGAGGAGAGGAGGAGCCGGGCCCCAUCCCAAUGGAUCGGGUCAGAUCCACCCCCGGGCUGCGGGGCACUCCAUAUCAAGCGCCUUCAUCGCCCUCCAGCCAGGCCUUUGUAGAUGAGUUGCGCAGGAUCGAAGUCAGUGCCGACCGAGUCGUGUACAACCUGGACCUCCACGACAGGUUGCUGAGGCGGCAAAAUCUCCGGAGCUACUUCCACAUGUGCACGGAGCACCGGAGACUGCAGGUCACCACCUCCUGCUUCGCAGCCUGGCGGAAGAACAAGAAGACCAACGGCUUCGCGAAGGUGAUCCCGGUGGCGCAGGAAGGAGCCCUCCCGGAGUUGGGGCCCAUCCGCGUCUUCUUCUUCGAUGACAACUUGGAGUGGUUUGGUUUAGAGUCCAGCUCUGGCAUUUGCAACCUGCGGGACCUAUCGACCGGCAAGUUCGUUGAGUUUGCGGAGGGCCAGAAUGGCUUUGUGCAAGAGCGAUUCGCUCGACACACUGUAGUGCAGCACAGUUCGUUGUGGCGGGUGGUCCUUGUCAAGGCAAACAUCCUGGAUGCCAUCGAAGACCAGGAGUACUUCGCCAGCCUGAUCAGCAAGUUUUCCGCGCCCUCGGACCGGUGCGUGGUCUUCAUGGACGUGAACGCCACCAUCGUGUGCAACGACACGGUGCAGGGCAAGGGCCUGGCCGUGACGCUGCUGGGCACCAUGUUCGAGCUGCUGGAGUUCCGGCCCCUCGAGGGUCCCGUGGAGCUCCAGUGCGGCGGCCUCAAGAUCCGGGUGGAGAAGAUGAAGACGCUGAAGGGCCUGAUCAAGGACAUGACCGCGGACGACCACGAGGCCUACACCCAGUUCUGGGACGAGAAGACUUGCUGGGACUUCCUCGCACAGGUCCUGCAGAAGGGAGAGGUGCGAUGGGUCACAGGCACGGAGCCCAUGACGGUGGAGUCGGUGCGGAGCCUCUUCCUGUCGUACCUGGACAGGGUCCCGACGGCUCUGAACUCCGACGGCAUCACCAAGAGCUGGUUUUACGUGUACUCGCAGAAGUUGGAACACAGGCAUUCCACUGUCUUGAACUCCUUUGGGGUGGACACGAGGAAAGUGACACUGGCUACCGUGGACGAGGAAAAGGAUGUGCUUCACAUCGCCAUCAACCACGAGAUGUGGGAGGAUAGAGAUGUCAAGAAGUAUGCUGACCAAUUUGUAGGCUAGAAUUCUGCCUGCCGCGGGGCAGGCAACAGCUGUCAAGUGACCUGACCUACGUGAUGUCAUAUGUGUUCCAUAGUUGACGCAUGUGGGGUUGAGGCCAGGACUACUUAGCCCGGAUACACACAGACCACUGCCAGCCCCUGCUGUGUAGAUCCUAGCCUAGUGCUCGACACUUUGUCGAGCUGUUCGACGGCUCACUGUGAUGCACAACUCCGGGUCGGAUGGCAUGUUAGGCAUGAACACGCCGUCCCGACCUAGGGACA